GAGGAGGACGCAGGGCUCCGCUUGGCAGCUCCAAGCCCGCUGCGGCAGUGGCAACAGGAGCACCCGGGACCAGUUGCUCCACACUUAUCAGUUUGCACUGCUUUCUCCUCUCGUCAGUGAAUUUCCAUUUUGUGGGUGCAGCUCCAUAGAAGAAAGGCGUGGUGUGGGGGGCUUUGGAACGUCCAGUGUGGGAAGCCAAAUGGGGGUGCCUACUAGGAUGGAAAUAGGAUUUGGCCCCGGGCUGGCUCCUCUCGCCCCCAUUCCCCUCUUGCUGGGGUGAGACGAACGCUUUGGCGAAGGAGCCCGAGAGGGGGUGUGUUUGUGGUGCUGGCGGCCCGGGGGUGGUCCUCGUCCCCUCGGAGCAGCCACGCUGCUGAGGAGAAGGGCGGGGGUCCCGGAAGCAGCCCGACGGGUCCCGGACGCCGGGUGCCUGGGGUCCCCCCGGGCCCGGGGCCCCAGGCGGUUGCUAUGGUGACGCAGGGUCGGCGGCUCCGCGCGGCGAAAACAAAGCCGCCCGCCUGCCCGCCCGCCCGCUCCUCGCCCGAGCUCCUCCUCCGCCGGCGCCUCCCUCCCCUCCCAGGCGCCGCCGCCGCCGCCGCCGCCGCCAGAGCGGCUCCCCGCCCCGCGCCCAACGCCACCGCCAACGGCCACAGCCACCGCCGCGGGCCAGACCCCUUCAUGAGGCCUUUGUAAAUAUGCAUUUGAGACAGAGUGAUAUGUAGAAGCUGAAAAUGCCUGGAAGAUUUCUGUCCCUCCUUUUCCUGUCUGUUUGCGCCUCUGCCGAUUGGAUGCUAUGAUGUUCAGAGAGACAGCUUAAUUAAUCCAAGUCGUCCUUCAGCGAAACGCGCGCCUGGCGGGAGACUGAGCGCGCAGAGUUCAGGAUGGCCAGCCAGCCCCCCGAGGACGCCGCCGAGUCCCAGGUCUCUGACGAGCUCGAGUGUAAGAUCUGUUACAACCGGUACAACCUGAAACAGAGGAAACCCAAAGUGCUGGGGUGCUGUCACAGGGUGUGCGCCAAAUGCCUCUGCAAGAUCAUAGACUUUGGGGACUCCCCGCAGGGCGUCAUCGUCUGCCCUUUCUGCAGGUUCGAGACCUGCCUGCCGGAUGACGAGGUCAGCAGCCUGCCUGACGACAACAACAUUCUGGUCACCUUGACUUGUGGCGGCAAAGGCAGGAAGUGCCUGCCCGAGAACCCCACGGAGCUGCUGCUGACCCCCAAGCGCCUGGCCUCGCUGGUCAGCCCCUCGCACGCGUCCUCCAACUGCCUGGUCAUCACCAUCAUGGAGGUGCAGCGGGAGAGCUCGCCGUCGCUCAGCUCCACGCCCGUGGUCGAGUUCUACAGGCCCUCCAGCUUCGACUCGGUGACCACCGUGUCGCACAACUGGACGGUGUGGAACUGCACGUCCCUGCUCUUUCAGACGUCCAUCCGGGUGUUGGUCUGGUUGCUGGGUCUGCUGUACUUCAGCUCCUUGCCCUUGGGCAUCUACUUACUGGUGUCGAAGAAGGUCACCCUCGGGGUCGUCUUUGUCAGCCUGGUCCCUUCCAGCCUCGUCAUCCUGAUGGUGUACGGCUUCUGCCAGUGCGUUUGUCAUGAAUUCCUCGACUGUCUGGCACCUUCCUCUUAAUCGGCACAAAGAAAUGUAGCAGACGUUGCCAUGUUUGAAGUUAGGUCAUUUAGCUCUUCUUUUCUCGCAUAUUCUGUGAUCGGUGCCCAAGGCAUGAACAGCCCAUUGGGCAUAUGUUCGUGGUCCAUUUUCCAUCAGAAGGUUGAUUCAGCUGGUUUUCCUGUCUGCUGGAAGUGAAAAUGUUCGUUUCUACUUACGUUUAGCAAAAAAAAAAAAAAAAAAAAAAAAAAAAAAGGGCUAUCAGCUAAGCCUCCCUAGAGUGCUUCUUCUGAGUCCUCCCAGAGAAAGGGCAGGUUUCGCUCUGAGCUGCUAGAUGCACAGCAGGGGCCAGGCUUGUAAUGCUGCAGUAGGGCUCUUUGUGGACCAUUAGGCAUGAAUUGAUUCCUCUUCUCAUAGUCAUUGAGAGCCUGGGAUGGAGGGUGGACCCAAGGGGAGAGUAGCCCCCAAGACACGCCCUUUUGCACAGUGCGCAGCCCCCGCCCCGCCCCCUCAGCUGUUGGCAUUUCCCUGGCUCCCCUUCCUCCCUGGUGCUGGUUCCUUCUGCGCAUGCUCCUUGCCAAGAGGCCCCCCCUCACCUCUUGUGAGGUUUCAACUCUGUACCUGUUUUGGCACAUUACUAAAGAGCAUUAAAAAUAUUGAGGAAUUUGCAUCAGAGUCAUCUGCAAAGCAGAGUGUGGUCAUUUGUUUUUGAGACGCACCCUUUUGUCCACGUUUAUUUUCUGCUCACCAGUUUUCUCUGAAAUUGUCAUGGAGCAGUUCUUGUUCCUGGGGAUCUGAUUUGAGUCUUUCCUUAAAGCGGUUUAGUUUAGCUUUUUUUUUUUUUUUUUUUCUAAAGCCACAUUGUUCAGUCGGCGCCAUCCCUCACUCUGAAUGGGGUUCCAUUUAAAUUCGUUGCUGAGUUUAUGAGGAUUUUGGUUUUUUUUCCCAUUGUAUUUCAAAUUCUUUUAUGGACUUUUAUGGACACUUUGGAGUAAAUUUCGGCAGUGGAAACAAUUCAUGAGGUGUUCAAGCUCAUGGUUUGAUGUGCUGAGAAUUUAAAUAUUUUGCCGUGUUCUCCUGAGCCGUUCCAAAACAUGAUGGUUUAGGUUUAUGUAUCCGACUGUGUUGCAGUAGGCCAGCCAAAGGGAUGAGCAAGAAACGUUGGUGUUUCUUAUUGAAAGCUGAUGCCCGGAAUUGAAAAGACCUUUAAAGGAGAUAAAUGGAGGGGCAGCGUGUGAUCUAAGUGUUGCCAUUCCUGUUAAGUCCCUUUUAGAAUGGAGUCAAGUUCUAACGCAGUUUACUUCAAAUAAAAGCAUAAGCUAUGUGACUUUAAGUUAAUGAACUUUUUUGUCAUGAUGAAGGGGCGGUUGAAUGUAUAUAUUUGUGAGAAGAAAUUGGUUAGCAGAUUUUAGGUUUGAGGGAAUGUCCACAGAAAAUAGGCCAAAAAAAAAAAAGAUAUAAAAAACAGCUUUUUAGUCUAAAGCUCAUUACUGAUGAUAAAUAUUUAAAUAUUUAUAACUCGCUUUAGCAAAGGGCAUUACUAAGACUACUUUACUUAUUUGUGAUGAAACAUUUGUUGCGUGAACCUCGGUGGACCAGUUUCAAUCUCUUUAUUCAGGAAACCUUGACACUUAUUUCUAGAAUAGUAGUUUGACUUUAAUUCUGUAACUACUAACUUUGAGUGAGUUUGACAGGAAAGUACAUGUGGGGUGUGGAGCAAUGAAUUUAAGCCCCAAUACAGCUAAAUCCAUUUAAGAUUUCACAAAAUCUAGGGUAGCUAGCAUUGUGAAUGCAAUUUCCAAAUAUCUAUUUGUACUUAAGAGUAAAUAUAAUGUUUAGGAGAUGUUUCGUGGUUUGGAUUUAUAUAUUUAUAAGGAUUUUAAAAAAUGUUCAUUUUGUCUGAAAUGUAACAUCAAAUAAAUUGAGUUAUAUGAUGAGAUUUCUAGAAAGCAAUGGGUAUGGGUACUAUGUAUUUUGCUUAUUUGUAUGUCUGCAGUGCUAAAUUUGUGUCUCUCUUUGUAUUGUGAUAGUCUUUUUUUUUAGUUGUCAGUAUGUUAUUCGGGUAUUAAAGAGUUUUAAAUGUAUGACAACAAGAAACUUUUCAUACUCUUGAAUUAAAAGAGGACAGCGCGACAA
Molecule: messenger RNA, 3740 nt
Organism: Sus scrofa (pig)
Lineage: Eukaryota; Metazoa; Chordata; Mammalia; Artiodactyla; Suidae
Gene: RNF182
Product: ring finger protein 182
Biological process (GO): protein ubiquitination
Cellular component (GO): cytoplasm
Molecular function (GO): ubiquitin-protein transferase activity
Source: RefSeq, a predicted model, not a curated record